Molecule: messenger RNA, 2118 nt
Organism: Aspergillus puulaauensis
Lineage: Eukaryota; Fungi; Ascomycota; Eurotiomycetes; Eurotiales; Aspergillaceae
Exons: 4
Coding region: 1-2118 (705 amino acids)
Source: RefSeq, a predicted model, not a curated record
AUGGGGCUCGCAACGGUGCGGAAUCCCAAGUCCGCCAUCUUGUUGCGCAACUAUAAGCUAGAGGACGAUUCUGCUGAAUAUAAGAUAUCGGAGGCCAGGGAGUCUGCUGGAGCCAGGAUUGCCAAAUGGAGGCGCACACUGUACCUGGGCUCGACCACCUCGUUCGCGGUUCUGCUCGUCAACCUGGCCAUGGUUCUGUGGGCGAGUAUCCGGCAUUCAGAGCAUGGACAGAGCGUUCUUCUGUAUUCAGAAGACUGCGACCGUGUCAAAAAGCUCAGCACUGGUGUUCAUCUCUUGAUCAACAUUCUCAGCACGCUUCUGUUGGCUGCGAGUAACUUUGCUAUGCAAUGUGUCGGUUCGCCAACGAGGCAGGACGUGGAUCGCUCCCAUACACGGAACGAAUGGCUUGAUAUUGGAGUUCCCAGUGUACGCAAUCUAUUGAGGAUCCCAAGGAUACGCCUGUUCUUCUGGGUGUGCCUUGUGCUCUCGUCUGCGCCACUUCAUUUGCUUUAUAACUCCACUGUCUACUCGACCUUUUCGGUCAAUAUUCCAGAAAUAUACGUGGCGAACUCGAGCUUCACUUCCCUGACUACGAGCGAUAUUCCAACUGGAUACUAUGGGACGUUGCAGCGCAAUCCAUAUAGGUCCCAGAUGCUCAGGCUCGUGACAAAAUCCGAGAACCUGACGCACCUUGCACCACAAGAUUGUAUCUCCGCGUAUGCCACCGACUUUGUAUCCAAGUACAACAGCGUGGUCCUGAUCAGCCCGGGAUUCAACGGUUCGGCCUUACCCAUGGGGAGGAUAGAUACGCAGAUGGUGAAACGUCCCUCUGUUUACUCCCCGGAUCCGUCGUAUUCGUGGACAUGCAUAGAGGACAAAUACCGAAGCAACAUCCCCGACGAUGGCUGGUCAAAAUUGUGUUCUGUCGUUCACUCACGGGUUCGCUCACGGCAGGAUUGGAUUGUGCGAGGGUACAAGGUUGACUAUUGUCUAGCAGAGGAAACCCCAGAGAAGUGCUCGCUCGAGUACAGCUUGCCGCUUGCGAUCAUAGUGAUCAGCGCUAAUCUGACCAAGGCUAUACUGAUAUAUCUUAUAGCACGCCUCCUCCGAGGCGAUCCGCUGCUGACAGUCGGCGAUGCUGUAGCUUCUUUUCUCCGCUCUCCUGAUAGUUCGACAGCCGAAGCUUGUCUAUUGACGCGUCAGAUGGUAUCGUCAGAUACGAGAUCCGGUGCACAGGGGGAGAAGUAUUCCAUACUCGGAAAAGACCCGGUAUACGAGCCACAACCCUAUAUUGCGAAGCAAGAGCGGUGGUGGUCGUCUCUCUCUAGGGCUCGCUGGGCCAGCUUUUUCUCGGUGUACUUUAUCUCGCUAUCCGUCUCAGUCAGCUUCCUAGGGCUGGGGCUGGGUAAGAUGACAACGACCGAUGGUGUUUGGGACUCUGGCCUUGGAGCCGUGCAGCAAAAUACUAUGGUUAAUGAUCUGAAUUGGCCCGAAGAACUGGUUCCCAAUGUUCUUAUUGCGAAUAUCCCUCAACUUAUCUACUCGGUCCUCUAUGUCUUGUCUAACGGAAUCCUCACCAACAUGACCCUUGCAGGUGAAUGGGAUACUUUCUCUCAAGGUAGAAAGGGACUCCGUGUUUCCACUUCUCCCCAGGGUUACCAGCGCACAUCGCACUUCCUGUCUCUGCCAUAUCGUUACGGAUUGCCCCUUAUUACUUUGUCUGCUUUGAUACAUUGGCUUAUAUCACAGAGUAUAUUUCUGGUGAGCGCUAAUGCCUACGACGAGCCGACAAGGAGGUACCCUUAUUCCGAUAUCAUGGCACUUGGGUACUCGCCACUUGCAAUUCUCAUCACUCUUUGCGUCGGCAUUCUUCUGCCGGCCGCUUUGCUUUUGAUGGGCUGCAGGAGGUUUAAAUCAGGGAUGCCGAUUGCCGGGGGCUGCAGCCUUGCCAUCGCUGCAGCCUGCCAUCCGCGGGCCAAAACGGAGGAUGACGAAUUCGAUAUUGAAUACCGGCUUCUGCAAUGGGGUGUCGAGCCCUGUCAACCAGGCGCGAUUGGGCACUGCGCGUUUUCGGCCGCGGAUGUCACCACACCGGACGACGGAGUGGUAUACCAGUGA